Rotaria sordida is the source of this 1545-nucleotide messenger RNA. Lineage: Eukaryota; Metazoa; Rotifera; Eurotatoria; Philodinida; Philodinidae. The record is from the annotation of a GenBank genome assembly.
AUGACAAAUAAAGUUGAUUCAACACAGCUUGCACCUUCUGCAAUUGUUGUAGUUAAUGCAUCUACACACAAUGAGUCUGAGAAAAGUAAUCAUAAUUUCACGUUUGAUAUUGAGGAAAAUGAAACUCUUGCUCUAAAAAUGCAAUAUGUGAACAAUGCUAUUAAUGAAAUUGGCUUUACUUCAUAUCAAUUGAAACUUUUUUUUCUUAAUGGAUUUGGAUAUGCAGUUGAUUCAUUGCUUCUUCUUCUUAAUGCCUUAACACAACCUCAAGUCGCUCUACAAUAUCAACCAGCUAUUAGCAAAGCACAAACAAUGUCUCUCGGAAUUGGUCUACUAUUGGGAGCACUGUUCUGGGGUGCAGGAGCUGACGUUAUCGGUCGUAAAUAUGCUUUCAACAUUACAUUAUUUUGGUGCUCAAUCUUUGCUAUAGUAGCUGGAGCGUCACCUAAUUAUGCUGCUGUGUGUAUAUUCAUUGGACUUAUGGCUUUUGGAGGCGGUGGAAAUCUUAUUCUGGAUACAGCUAUUUACUUAGAAUUUCUUCCUGGUAAAUAUCAAUGGUCUCUCACAUUUAUGGCUGCUUGGUGGGGUGUUGGACACAUGGUAGCUGGCUUAGUAGCAUGGCCAUUUCUAGCUAACUUCUCUUGUGCUAAGAAUGAUAUUUGUACCAAUGCCAAUAAUUCUGGAUGGCGCUAUACAUUCUAUACUCUUGGAUCGGUCGUUUUUAUUCUUUCACUUCUUCGAGUAUUUCUCAUUCGAUUGAAGGAGUCUCCCAAAUGGCUUCUCUCGCAAAAUCGAGAUGCAGAAGUAGUGAAGAUUAUUCAAGAAAUCGCGCAAGCAGCGGGUAAAGAGUGUUCACUUACACUUGAACAACUCGAAUCGAUAGGACCAGUAGUUCAAGUCAAUACUUCAAAGUAUAAUCCAAUGAUUGUUUGGUAUCAUAUCAAAGGUCUCUUUCCAAAUCGAAAGGUGGGAUAUUCAACUUUUCUUAAUAUUGCUUCAUGGACUCUAAUUGGUCUUGCUUAUCCACUUUACAACGUCUUUUUACCUUAUUAUUUACAAUCUCGAGGAGAUAGUUUGGGUGAUGGUUCUGUAUAUACAACUUAUCGCGAUUAUGCCAUUAUCAACGUUUGUAGUAUUUUCGGUCCAAUAAUAGCUGGUUGUUUGGUAGAAGUUCGCUUUCUUGGUCGUCGGUAUACUAUGGCAAUUGGAGCCCUUCUUACAAUGACUUUUCUUUUUGCAUUCACAGCAGUCCGCACAAGCGCUCAAAAUUUAGCUUUCAAUUGCGCCAUCAGUGUCUGUCUGAAUGUGUACUAUGGUACUUUAUAUGCGUACACUCCAGAAGUACUUCCAUCAGCUCAUCGAGGUACAGGCAACGCCAUAACAGUAGCAUGUAACAGAGUGAUGAAUAUUGUUGCAGCUUUGAUAGGAACAUAUGCUGAUCUAUCAUCAAGUGUACCCAUUUAUGUAUGUGCUGCUGCCUUCGCUUUAUUAGCAUUGCUGAGCUUCUUAUUUCCAUUUGAGCCACAUGGAAGAACAAGUGGUUGA